ACUUGGAGCCCAUCCCGGCACGCAGUGCUUGCCGCGAGUCCCUGACGUCCCCUCCAGCACGCUCGUAGAGCCACUUUCCCGAGCGGAAGUCAGCCUGCGGCUCGGGCUCCGGUGGGACCUGCUGGGAGCAAUGGCGCCGCCGGGUUCAAGCGCUGUGUUGCUGCUGGUCCUGACAGUCGUGGCUGGCAGCCAGGCUCUGACGCCCACACACUACCUCACCAAGCAUGAUGUGGAGAGACUGAAAGCCUCGCUGGACCGCCCUUUCACAGACCUGCAGUCCGCCUUUUACUCCAUCGUGGGUCUCAGCAGCCUUGGUGCCCAAGUGCCAGAUGUCAAGAAAGCGUGUGCCUUCAUCAAAUCUAACCUUGACCCCAGCAACGUGGAUUCCCUGUUCUACGCCUCCCAGUCCAGCCAGGUCCUCUCAGGGUGUGAGAUCUCUGUUUCCAAUGAAACCAAAGACCUGCUUCUGGCGACUGUCAGCGAAGACUCUUCCGUGGCCCAGAUCUACCAUGCAGUGGCCGCCCUGAGUGGCUUUGGCCUUCCUGUGGCGUCCCAGGAAGCACUCGGGGCCCUUACUGCUCGUCUUUCCAAGGAGGAGACUGUCCUGGCAACAAUCCAGGCCUUGCAGACAGCAUCCCACCUGUCCCAGCAGGCUGAUCUGAGGAGCAUCGUGGAGGAGAUCGAGGACCUCGUUGCUCGCCUGGAUGAGCUGGGGGGCGUGUAUCUCCAGUUUGAAGAAGGCCUGGAAACAACAGCGUUAUUUGUGGCUGCCACCUACAGACUCAUGGACCAUGUGGGGACUGAACCGUCCAUCAAGGAGGACCAGGUCAUCCAGCUGAUGAACACCAUCUUCAGCAAGAAGAACUUCGACUCGCUCUCAGAAGCCUUCAGCGUGGCCUCUGCUGCCGCCGCCCUCUCCCAGAACCGCUACCACGUGCCAGUGGUAGUUGUGUCUGAGGGCCCUGGUUCCGACGCUCACGAGCAGGCCAUCCUGCGGUUGCAAGUCUCCAAUGUUCUGUCGCAGCCUCUGACUCAGGCCACUGUGAAAUUAGAACAUGCUAAAUCUGUUGCUUCCAGAGCCACUGUCCUCCAAAAGACAACUUUCACGCCUGUCGGGGAUGUGUUUGAACUAAACUUCAUGAAUGUCAAAUUUUCCAGUGGCUAUUAUGACUUCUCUGUCAAAGUUGAAGGUGACAACCGUUACAUUGCCAAUGCUGUAGAGCUCAGAGUCAAGAUCUCCACUGAAGUUGGCAUCACAAAUGUCGAUCUUUCCACGGUGGAUAAGGAUCAGAGUAUUGCACCCAAAACCACCCGGGUGACCUACCCAGCCAAGGCCAAGGGUACCUUCAUCGCGGACAGCCACCAGAACUUCGCCUUGUUCUUCCAGCUGGUGGACGUGAACACUGGCGCCGAGCUCACCCCACACCAGACUUUCGUCCGACUCCAUAACCAGAAGACGGGCCAAGAAGUGGUGUUUGUGGCUGAGCCAGACAGCAAGAACGUGUACAGAUUUGAACUGGACACCUCUGAAAGAAAGAUUGAAUUUGACUCUGCCUCUGGCACCUACACUCUCUACUUGAUCAUCGGAGAUGCCACUCUGAAGAACCCGAUCCUCUGGAAUGUGGCUGAUGUGGUCAUCAAGUUCCCUGAGGAGGAAGCUCCAUGGACUGUUCUGUCCCACAACCUUUUCACCCCAAAACAGGAAAUCCAGCACCUGUUCCGUGAGCCGGAGAAGAGGCCGCCCACCGUGGUGUCCAACACGUUCACAGCCCUGAUCCUCUCGCCCUUGCUGCUGCUCUUUGCCCUGUGGAUUCGGAUUGGUGCCAACAUCUCCAACUUCACCUUUGCUCCUAGCACGAUUAUCUUUCACCUGGGACAUGCUGCUAUGCUGGGACUCAUGUAUGUCUACUGGACUCAGCUCAACAUGUUUCAGACCCUGAAAUACCUGGCCAUCUUGGGCAGCGUGACGUUCCUGGCUGGCAAUCGGAUGCUGGCCCAGCAGGCAGUCAAGAGGAUCGCUGCAGAGCAGAGCAGUAGAUUGGCAAAAUAUAGGACACUACGAACAGCGCAUUAGUUCCAGAAAAAGGAUGGAAAUUACAAAAACUGAAGUGAAUGUUGAGAAACGGAGUCGAGAGCAAUUCACAGUGUGUAAAGAGGAAUGCAAACCCUUUAUUUAAAGAGAGACACGUGGAGACUGUGGUUAUACUUGUGCUUGUUGUUUUUCAGUUUUCCCCAGCACAGAGCAGAUACCUGUGAGCCCAGAUAGUCGGUUUCUUUGGCAUGACGCCCUAGCAGGAUGCUGUGAAUAUUCCUCACUUCCCAGAUGUUGCAUUUGAAAGCCGAAAUGUGUCAUUAACUGUUUUGGAAUAAAGAGAAAGAUAAUGGGA
This is a messenger RNA of Oryctolagus cuniculus (rabbit), 2387 nucleotides long. RefSeq names its product ribophorin II (gene RPN2). The record is from RefSeq and is a predicted model, not a curated record. NCBI's taxonomy places the organism in Eukaryota, Metazoa, Chordata, Mammalia, Lagomorpha, Leporidae. Gene Ontology annotation, cellular component: membrane; oligosaccharyltransferase complex. Gene Ontology annotation, biological process: protein N-linked glycosylation.